This is a messenger RNA of Pantherophis guttatus, 1615 nucleotides long. Its product is annotated as transcription initiation factor TFIID subunit 9. Gene Ontology annotation, biological process: DNA-templated transcription initiation; RNA polymerase II preinitiation complex assembly. Lineage: Eukaryota; Metazoa; Chordata; Lepidosauria; Squamata; Colubridae. Gene Ontology annotation, molecular function: RNA polymerase II general transcription initiation factor activity; protein heterodimerization activity; transcription coactivator activity. Gene Ontology annotation, cellular component: SAGA complex; transcription factor TFIID complex. The record is from RefSeq and is a predicted model, not a curated record.
CUCUCUUCCAUCCCCUGAGGGAAGGCCAGCUCAAGCGCCGCGAUGGAAGCGGCCAAAAUGGCGUCGCCUAAAAGCGCCCCGAAGGACGCGCAGGUGAUGGCCCAGAUCCUGAAAGACACGGGGAUUACAGAAUAUGAGCCCCGGGUUAUAAAUCAGAUGUUGGAAUUUGCCUACAGGUACGUGACGACUAUCUUGGAAGAUGCGAAAAUUUACUCCAGCCACGCCAAGAAGUCGAGCGUCGACGCGGACGACGUGAGGUUGGCCAUCCAGUGCCGGACAGACCAGUCGUUCACUUCCCCGCCGCCCCGAGACUUUUUGCUGGACAUUGCAAGGCAGAAAAAUCAAACCCCGUUGCCUUUGAUUAAACCCUACUCCGGGCCAAGGUUACCUCCAGACCGAUACUGCCUGACAGCUCCAAAUUACAGGCUGAAAUCUUUGCAGAAAAAGAUCUCGUCCUCUGCUGGCAGGAUCACCGUGCCCCGGCUGAGCGUUGGUGCCGUCACCAGCAGGCCUAGCACACCAACCCUAGGGCCUCCUUCGGCACAGGCGGUGUCCGUUUCUACCAAAGUCGGGACCCCCGUCUCGCUGACCGGACAGAGAUUCACCGUCCAGAUCCCCACCUCUCAAACAUCUGUAAAAUCAGCCACCCCGACUACCCCCACCGUCCAGAACGUCCUGAUCAACCCCUCCCUGAUCGGCUCCAAGAACAUCCUUAUCGCCACCAACAUGGUCUCCUCGCAGAGCGUGGCCGGCGACUCCAACAUCUUGAAGCGGAAGCACGAGGAAGAGGAGGACUACGACACCUUAUGAGUUCUAUGGGGUUCAGCCCCCUACUCCCGCCAUUAACCCCCCCCCCCCAUUGUUCUUCCAUCUUGUGCCUGAUCCGGCACCAAAUGCAUGUUCAGCCGGGAUACCCCAGACUUAAAAUGGCCACCUCGGGUUGAGUCCUUUUUCACGCUCCCCCUCAUUUCCCCCCUCCCCAAUUAACUUAUUCUCCGGGGUCCCUGAGCUAUUUUUUGUAGGCAGCAGAGCUGGGAAUUCAAGUCAUCCAGGGCAUCCCGCCCCCACCUUGUAAAAAGAUACUGAUUGGAGGACGGCAGAUAAAACUGCCGUUAUUUAGCUUGGAAGGGAAGGAAAUAUGAGCAGGGAGGUGUUGGGUUCACACAAUCGUGUUUUUUUGUCUUUUGGGGUCCCCCUCAGGGUUGUGGAAAAGCCACUUGUCUCCCGUGUUUGUUGUAAGUCAUCCAUCAUCUGGCCGAGACUGCGACGAGAAAGGAAACGGGAGAAAAAAAAAUGACUUUUUCCUUGGUUUUCUGAAGGGAACAAUCGCACCCUGGUGUGUGUGACACAAAAAAAUCUGCAAAGUUUUGUUCUGUUUGCAUGGGGGGCAGGGAAACAGGCACGGCAUUGUGUUGAUGCAGGGUUGUCGACUCGCGUUGCCCAUUCUUUCUGGUUUUAAAGAAUCCGGCUGCAAAAUGCAUCCCUCCCUCCCCGUUAUUUUGUAGGCCGCUGUCAUAAAAAGUAUCAUUUCUAUUUCUUUGGAGAGCUGCAUUUAUAAAUUAAACAUUUCCCCCCCCCCCAUGAGGAAUAAAUAAAUAGAGAUGUUUGGUUUUUC